This is a messenger RNA of Lachancea thermotolerans CBS 6340, 1002 nucleotides long. It is a transcript of the gene GTR2, whose product is annotated as Gtr2p. Gene Ontology annotation, cellular component: nucleus; fungal-type vacuole membrane; Gtr1-Gtr2 GTPase complex. Lineage: Eukaryota; Fungi; Ascomycota; Saccharomycetes; Saccharomycetales; Saccharomycetaceae. The record is from RefSeq and is a predicted model, not a curated record. Bases 1 to 1002 code for a protein of 333 amino acids. Gene Ontology annotation, molecular function: GTP binding; GTPase activity. Gene Ontology annotation, biological process: regulation of autophagy; cellular response to amino acid stimulus; cellular response to starvation. The transcript has 2 exons.
AUGAACUCCGAAGAGAACAGCGAUAAGGCUACAAUUCUUCUCAUGGGCCUCAGAAGAGGCGGAAAGUCUUCUAUUUGUAAGGUAGUGUUUCACAACAUGCAGCCUCUCGAUACACUAUAUUUGGAGUCAACAUCCAACCCGACUAUGGAGCACUUUUCCACCCUUAUAGACCUAGCCGUGAUGGAGCUUCCAGGCCAGCUGAACUAUUUCGAGCCCAAUUACGAUUCAGAGCGCUUGUUCAAGAGCGUUGGCGCAUUGGUUUACGUUAUAGAUUCCCAGGAUGAAUACAUGAACGCUCUCACGAAUUUCGCAAUCAUUGUGGAGUAUGCCUACAAGGUGAACCCUGAUAUCAAUAUCGAGGUGCUAAUCCACAAAGUGGAUGGACUCAGCGAGGACUUCAAAGUUGAUACGCAAAGGGAUAUAAUGCAGCGCACAGGGGAAGAACUACUAGAACUGGGCCUCGAUGGCGUGCAAGUCUCUUUUUACCUAACUUCAAUUUUUGAUCAUUCAAUAUACGAGGCCUUUUCUCGCAUAGUUCAAAAACUGGUCCCAGAACUACCAUUUCUAGAAAACAUGCUGGACAAUCUGGUACAGCAUUCUAAAAUUGAGAAGUGUUUCCUUUUCGAUAUCAACUCCAAAAUAUAUGUUUCCACUGAUUCGUCGCCGGUCGACAUUGUGACGUAUGAAACUUGCGCAGAAUUUGUCGACGUUACGAUCGACUUGCACGACCUUUACAAAAUACAAGGUAAGGAAGACGCUUUGGCUGGUAGCACCGGCAAUAAACCGCCUCCUGAAGUGAAGGGUGUAUCAGCCCUCAACAACGGCGUCGUUAUAUACUUAAGGCAGAUGAUUCGCGGGCUUGCUCUAGUCGCCCUCAUUAGGCCAGACGACACUGACGUUGAAAGCUGUCUUACGGUAGUCGAUUACAACGUCGACAUUUUUAAGAAAGGCCUCGAGCAAGUCUGGGCUCAUGCCAGAAUUACAUCACCAGAAGGAAAAUAA